Procambarus clarkii (red swamp crayfish) is the source of this 2655-nucleotide messenger RNA. NCBI's taxonomy places the organism in Eukaryota, Metazoa, Arthropoda, Malacostraca, Decapoda, Cambaridae. The record is from RefSeq and is a predicted model, not a curated record.
AUGAGGUGGGCUCCGUGGGGCCCCGGCUUGAGGUGGGCUCCGUGGGACCCCCGGCAUAAGGUGGGCUCCGUGGGGCCCCGGCAUGAGGUGGGCUCCGUGGGGCCCCGGCUUGAGGUGGGCUCCGUGGGACCCCGGCAUGAGGUGGGCUCCGUGGAUAAGGAGCUUGGUGUGGAUAAGGAGCUUGGUGUGGAUAAGGAGCUUGGUGUGGAUAAGGAGCUUGGUGUGGAUAAGGAACUCGGUGUGGAUAAGGAACUUGGUGUGGAUAAGGAACUUGGUGUGGAUAAGGAACUUGGUGUGGAUAAGGAGCUUGGUGUGGAUAAGGAACUCGGUGUGGAUAAGGAACUUGGUGUGGAUAAGGAACUCGGUGUGGAUAAGGAACUCGGUGUGGAUAAGGAACUUGGUGUGGAUAAGGAACGCGGUGUGGAUAAGGAGCUCGGUGAGCUUGGUGUGGAUAAGGAGCUUGGUGUGGAUAAGGAACUCGGUGUGGAUAAGGAACUUGGUGUGGAUAAGGAGCUUGGUGUGGAUAAGGAGCUUGGUGUGGAUAAGGAGCUUGGUGUGGAUAAGGAGCUUGGUGUGGAUAAGGAACGCGGUGUGGAUAAGGAACGCGGUGUGGAUAAGGAGCUGGAGCUUGGUGUUGAUAAGGAGCUUGGUGUGGAUAAGGAACGCGGUGUGGAUAAGGAACGCGGUGUGGAUAAGGAGCUUGGUGUGGAUAAGGAGCUUGGUGUGGAUAAGGAGCUUGGUGUGGAUAAGGAGCUUGGUGUGGAUAAGGAACGCGGUGUGGAUAAGGAACUCGGUGUGGAUAAGGAACUCGGUGUGGAUAAGGAACGCGGUGUGGAUAAGGAGCUUGGUGUGGAUAAGGAACGCGGUGUGGAUAAGGAACGCGGUGUGGAUAAGGAGCUUGGUGUGGAUAAGGAACGCGGUGUGGAUAAGGAGCUUGGUGUGGAUAAGGAACUCGGUGUGGAUAAGGAACUCGGUGUGGAUAAGGAACGCGGUGUGGAUAAGGAGCUUGGUGUGGAUAAGGAACGCGGUGUGGAUAAGGAACUCGGUGUGGAUAAGGAGCUUGGUGUGGAUAAGGAACGCGGUGUGGAUAAGGAGCUUGGUGUGGAUAAGGAACGCGGUGUGGAUAAGGAGCUUGGUGUGGAUAAGGAGCUUGGUGUGGAUAAGGAGCUUGGUGUGGAUAAGAAACGCGGUGUGGAUAAGGAACGCGGUGUGGAUAAGGAGCUUGGUGUGGAUAAGGAACUUGGUGUGGAUAAGGAACUUGGUGUGGAUAAGGAACUUGGUGUGGAUAAGGAACUUGGUGUGGAUAAGGAACUUGGUGUGGAUAAGGAGCUUGGUGUGGAUAAGGAACUUGGUGUGGAUAAGGAACUUGGUGUGGAUAAGGAACUUGGUGUGGAUAAGGAACGCGGUGUGGAUAAGGAGCUUGGUGUGGAUAAGGAGCUUGGUGUGGAUAAGGAACUUGGUGUGGAUAAGGAGCUUGGUGUGGAUAAGGAGCUUGGUGUGGAUAAGGAGCUUGGUGUGGAUAAGGAGCUUGGUGUGGAUAAGGAACGCGGUGUGGAUAAGGAGCUUGGUGUGGAUAAGGAACUUGGUGUGGAUAAGGAGCUUGGUGUGGAUAAGGAGCUUGGUGUGGAUAAGGAGCUUGGUGUGGAUAAGGAACUUGGUGUGGAUAAGGAACGCGGUGUGGAUAAGGAACUCGGUGUGGAUAAGGAGCUUGGUGUGGAUAAGGAACGCGGUGUGGAUAAGGAACGCGGUGUGGAUAAGGAACUCGGUGUGGAUAAGGAACUCGGUGUGGAUAAGGAGCUUGGUGUGGAUAAGGAACUCGGUGUGGAUAAGGAGCUUGGUGUGGAUAAGGAACGCGGUGUGGAUAAGGAACUCGGUGUGGAUAAGGAGCUUGGUGUGGAUAAGGAACUCGGUGUGGAUAAGGAACGCGGUGUGGAUAAGGAACUUGGUGUGGAUAAGGAGCUUGGUGUGGAUAAGGAACUCGGUGUGGAUAAGGAACGCGGUGUGGAUAAGGAACUUGGUGUGGAUAAGGAGCUUGGUGUGGAUAAGGAACUCGGUGUGGAUAAGGAACGCGGUGUGGAUAAGGAACUCGGUGUGGAUAAGGAACGCGGUGUGGAUAAGGAACUCGGUGUGGAUAAGGAACUCGGUGUGGAUAAGGAACUCGGUGUGGAUAAGGAGCUCGGUGUGGAUAAGGAACUCGGUGUGGAUAAGGAACUCGGUGUGGAUAAGGAACUCGGUGUGGAUAAGGAGCUUGGUGUGGAUAAGGAACGCGGUGUGGAUAAGGAGCUUGGUGUGGAUAAGGAACGCGGUGUGGAUAAGGAGCUUGGUGUGGAUAAGGAACGCGGUGUGGAUAAGGAGCUUGGUGUGGAUAAGGAACUCGGUGUGGAUAAGGAACUCGGUGUGGAUAAGGAGCUUGGUGUGGAUAAGGAACGCGGUGUGGAUAAGGAGCUUGGUGUGGAUAAGGAACUCGGUGUGGAUAAGGAACUCGGUGUGGAUAAGGAGCUUGGUGUGGAUAAGGAACGCGGUGUGGAUAAGGAGCUUGGUGUGGAUAAGGAACGCGGUGUGGAUAAGGAGCUUGGUGUGGAUAAGGAACGCGGUGUGGAUAAGGAGCUUGGUGUGGAUAAGGAGCUCCCUCCCCUCCUCCCCCUCUUGACCUAA